AUGGCCAUCGGUUUCAUUAAAAGUCUUUUUGCUUCUCCGGAGGUGAAUCCAUCCAACAGGAAAGCUAAGACUAUUCCUAUUCUCAACCCCGUCGACCAAUAUGGUCGGGUUUUCUUCUUCUCAUGGCUUGGCUUUAUGGUGGCAUUCCUCUCAUGGUAUGCUUUCCCACCACUGUUGACGGAUACAAUCAAGAAAGACCUUCAUAUGAGCCGAGCGGAUGUUGCAAACUCCAACAUAGUGGCACUUCUUGCGACUCUUCUUGUUCGACUUGUCUCCGGUCCCCUGUGCGAUCGAUUCGGCCCACGCUUGGUGUUUGUCGGCCUUCUACUGGCAGGGGCUAUUCCGACCGCUAUGGCGGGCCUGGUGACAACACCCAAGGGACUGAUCGCCCUGCGGUUCUUUAUUGGAAUCCUAGGCGGCACUUUUGUUCCAUGUCAAGUCUGGUGCACUGGGUUCUUUGACAAGAACAUCGUGGGUACAGCGAACUCACUAGCCGGGGGCUGGGGGAAUGCGGGUGGUGGGAUAACCUACUUCGUUAUGCCAGCUAUCUACAACUCCCUUGUGACGUCGCAGGGUCUGACCCCUCAUAAAGCAUGGCGUGUAGCCUAUGUCGUGCCAUUUAUCAUCAUCACCGCGGUGGCAUUGGCAAUGCUGUUCCUUUGCGAGGAUACUCCGACUGGAAAAUGGUCGGAGCGACACCUCUGGGCUCAAGAAUUCAGCCAGCCUCAGAUACCGUCUGAGGGCAACAUCGUUGAGCUCCAUGCGAGCAGCACGCCAACCGACGUCUCGAGCCCUCCGUCUACAUACAACGGGAUGACAGUCGAUGUGGAGAAGAAAGGGACCCAAAGCCCUCGCAUCCUGGACAGAGACAUGCCGGCGGUGGGGCAAAUCAACAACUUCAGACCAGAAGCCGUGGUUGCCCCGUCGCGGAAAGAAGCGUUGGCCGUGGCUUUCAGUCUUUCCACUAUGGCCGUCGCAAUCCCUUACGGGUGCUCGUUUGGGGCUGAGCUCGCGAUCGACUCUUCCUUGGGCAGUUACUACGCCGCCAAUUUCCCAUCUCUGGGGCAGACUGGAUCAGGUCAAUGGGCGGCCAUGUUUGGUCUGCUGAACAUCAUCUUUCGCCCUGCGGGCGGCUUCUUGGGGGACCUGGUAUACCGCUACUCAGGUAGCCUCUGGUCGAAAAAGCUGUUGCUGACCUUCCUGGGGGUUGUCACGGGUGCCUUUCUUCUGGCGGUUGGGCUUACCAACCCAACCGAAGAGGCGAACAUGUUCGGGCUCAUGGCUGGAAUGGCUUUCUUUCUGGAGGCGGCUAAUGGAGCUAUCUUCGCACUUGUGCCUCAUGUGCAUCCGUAUGCUAACGGCAUUGUCUCUGGUAUUGUAGGAGGCUUUGGUAACCUCGGGGGUAUCAUCUUCGCGAUUGUUUUCCGAUACAACGGCUCGCAGUACGGAAGGUCAAUGUGGAUCAUGGGGGUGGUCGCUCUAGCGGCCAAUAUCGCCGUUAGCUGGAUACGGCCUGUUCCGAAAGCCCCUGUAAUCUCUCCAUGA
Messenger RNA from Penicillium chermesinum, 1545 nucleotides. Its product is annotated as MFS transporter. The transcript has 5 exons. Gene Ontology annotation, molecular function: nitrite transmembrane transporter activity; nitrate transmembrane transporter activity. Gene Ontology annotation, biological process: nitrate transmembrane transport; nitrite transport. Gene Ontology annotation, cellular component: membrane. The record is from RefSeq and is a predicted model, not a curated record. The coding region runs from base 1 to 1545 and encodes 514 amino acids. Lineage: Eukaryota; Fungi; Ascomycota; Eurotiomycetes; Eurotiales; Aspergillaceae.